Messenger RNA from Cladophialophora psammophila CBS 110553, 1761 nucleotides. RefSeq names its product Ca2+:H+ antiporter. The transcript has a single exon. Bases 1 to 1761 code for a protein of 586 amino acids. Gene Ontology annotation, cellular component: fungal-type vacuole membrane. NCBI's taxonomy places the organism in Eukaryota, Fungi, Ascomycota, Eurotiomycetes, Chaetothyriales, Herpotrichiellaceae. Gene Ontology annotation, molecular function: calcium:proton antiporter activity. The record is from RefSeq and is a predicted model, not a curated record. Gene Ontology annotation, biological process: calcium ion transmembrane transport; intracellular calcium ion homeostasis.
AUGAAUCCCUUUGCGAAAUGGAAACCCAACUCCAGGUCAAAUUCGCUGCGUCGCGUCGAGAAUGGCGAAGGUAGCGGCUCACCCUUGACUACUACCAAAACAGAUGACCCAAACAACUACCGCCCUUCUUCCUCAAGAGCGAGAGGCGAAGACUUCAGUGCACAGUCGACAAAGAAACACGCAGCGACCACCCCAGAUGCUACAUCGGCCCGAAAGCCAUAUUCGCCUGGUGAUGAUGUCGAAUUGCCGCGAUCUCUGAGUCCAGUUCACUCGGAGAGAGGUCUCAGAGACGAGAUCCCCAAUGGGUCCAACGAAGAUGGCAUGAGCAGCGAUACUUACACGGUCGGCAAGCCUGGUCAAACAGACGAAGCAGGUUCCGUGCGGAACCGUAGCUCGGGUGAUAAAAACCCAGAGAAGCACGGUCUCCAGGCCCUCUUCGGCGGCGAGUCCAAGCAAGAGAAGGACGACAACAACGGCAAAGACAAACCACAGUUUACCGCAUGGAGCCAAAUCCGGGCCACGCUCUUCAAUUCGUGGAUCAAUGUUCUUCUGAUCGCGUCCCCUGUCGGCAUUGCCGUCUACUACGCCAAGGUCGAUCCUGUCGCAGUGUUCGUCAUCAACUUCAUCGCUAUCAUUCCGCUGGCAGCAAUGCUGAGCUAUGCCACCGAGGAGAUUGCCCUGAGAACUGGUGAGGUUCUUGGUGGCCUGCUCAACGCCUCCUUCGGCAACGCAGUCGAGUUGAUUGUUUCCAUUAUCGCCUUGGCCAAAGAUCAGGUUUUGAUCGUCCAAACUUCCCUGAUUGGCAGUAUGCUCUCCAAUCUUCUGUUGGUCAUGGGCAUGUGCUUUUUCUUCGGUGGAGUCAAUCGCGUCGAGCAGGCCUUCAACAUUACAGUGGCUCAAACUGCUUCCAGCUUGCUCUUUUUAGCAGUCAGCAGCUUGAUUAUUCCCACUGCCUUUGAGCAAUGGGCUCGGACUGGAAAUAAUACUGGCAACACGGAAACCGCCACUACCGAGAAUGCCAAACCUGGGGUCGCACAACUGAGCAGAGGAACGGCCAUCCUUCUCCUUGUUGUCUAUGCCUGCUAUCUCUUUUUCCAGCUCAAGAGUCACUCGGCAAUCUACAACGCACCCAGUGCGAAGAAUGAGACACGAGACGUGGGCACCAAGUUCAAGAAUGCGGUCAUUCCCGAAAAGCUGCGCUCUAAGAAGGCACCAGAAGCUGAAAUGUUGGAGCCGGAAGAUGACGAGCCUGAACAGCCCCAGCUCUCCGUAUGGGUUGCUCUGCUUACACUGGCAAUCUCCACUGUCCUUGUCGCGCUCAACGCCGAGUACUUGGUCGAUUCAAUCAACUCCAUCACCUGUGGCGGCGGCAUCUCCAAAAACUUUGUCGGUCUCAUAUUACUCCCUAUUGUCGGUAACGCCGCUGAACACGCAACUGCGGUAACGGUGGCUGUCAAGGACAAGAUGGAUUUGGCCAUCGGUGUCGCUGUGGGUUCCAGCAUGCAAAUUGCGCUACUUGUGCUUCCAUUUGUUGUUGUUUUGGGCUGGAUCAUCGGUAAAGACGACAUGACCCUUUUCUUUGACGGCUUCCAAAUCGCCGUAUUAUUCGUGGCCGUCUUGCUUGUCAACUACUUGAUAAGCGACGGCAAAUCACACUACCUCGAGGGUAUCUUACUGAUGACUCUCUACAUCAUCAUUGCGGUCGCCGCCUGGUUCUAUCCCACCGCUCCUGGCCUCAGCGACUGCCCGGCCGGCUCAUGA